This is a messenger RNA of Effrenium voratum, 1311 nucleotides long. NCBI's taxonomy places the organism in Eukaryota, Dinophyceae, Suessiales, Symbiodiniaceae. The record is from the annotation of a GenBank genome assembly.
AUGGACGGCAUCACCUUCCGCCUGGCGUUGAGUGCCCUGGUGCAGUUGGAGCAGAGCCAGUACCAGCAUGUGAACUGGCGGCCACAAGUGCUGAUCAUCUACCGCAUCCAGAAGCAUGAACAGGGUGCGAACAGCCACGAGGGAGCUCUUCGCUUUGCCUCGCAGCUGCGAAAGGGCCGGGGCUUUUGUAUGGUCGCUUGUGUCCUGGAGUCAGAGGAGCGCGAUGCAGAGGCCCAAAUGCAAGCAUCCAAGGAGAGGCAGAUCAUAAAGGACAUCAUGGCCAACGAGGGCAUCGAGGGGUUUGCCGAGGUGGUGGUUGCUCCCAGCAUGGCCGAAGGAGCCAACUACAUCAUUCAGCUCACCGGCAUCGGCGGCCUGGUUCCCAACACCGUCCUCAUGGAUUGGCCAGAGGACGAGCACGGCAGCCAGGAUUUUGUGAAGAUUCUGAGCCACGCCAACACGGCCGACAAGGCUGUUCUGGCAGUGAAAGGCCUCCGGCAGAUGCCGCUCACGGAUAUCAAAGGGCCCCGGAGCACCAUCGAUGUCUGGUGGAUGAUCCAUGACGGCGGGUUCCUGAUCCUCUUGUCCUGGCUCCUGACGCAGCACCGGAACUGGAGGCAGAGCCAGAUCCGAGUCUUCACGCUGGCCGAGGCGGUGACGGAGGAAAAGGCCAAAGCUGCUGGGGAGUUCUUGUCGAGGACUCUGCGCGAAAGGCGGCUCUUCGACGUGGACGUGGAGGUCAUCCUGGCGGAUGACGCCAUGAUCGAGCCGUACACCUACGACUGGACCUGGCGAGUCGAGGGCCGGCACAACUUUCUGUCGUCGCGAGGGCAGGCUGCCGCGGAGUCGAUCCCUUUGGAGAUCGAUGACCUCUUUGUAGUGGACGAGGAUCGUGCGUCUCAAAGCCCUCUGCCUGCGCGCAGCGUGCGCACCGUGGACUGCGAGAACGAGGUUCCGGAGGGCACUGGCAACGUGGUGGUCAGUGACUGCCGGGAGGAUCGGUUCAGGCAGCACAGCCACGUGAUGCGGCCCCAUCAGAGCUAUCCCACUCCGCCGCAGCCUUUCCAAGGCCACCGCCCGCGCGGAAAGCCGGACUUCACGGAUUUGGACUCCUGCACGCGGCUCAACCAGGUGGUGCUGUCGCGCUCCAGCCAGGCCGAGCUGGUGGUCAUGAAUCUGCCGCAGCAGUGGGGCACAGAGUCCCCGCAAGCGCGCGCCUUCAUGACCUACUGCAAUGCUCUCACUGAAGGCCUCAAGCACGUCGUCUUUGUGCAUUCCAGUGGCCACGAGGUGUUCGAUUUGUCCAACUGA